Nymphaea colorata (pocket water lily) is the source of this 2161-nucleotide messenger RNA. RefSeq names its product hexokinase-3-like. The record is from RefSeq and is a predicted model, not a curated record. The coding region runs from base 446 to 1945 and encodes 499 amino acids. Gene Ontology annotation, biological process: intracellular glucose homeostasis; glycolytic process; glucose 6-phosphate metabolic process. The transcript has 9 exons. Gene Ontology annotation, cellular component: cytosol; mitochondrion. NCBI's taxonomy places the organism in Eukaryota, Viridiplantae, Streptophyta, Magnoliopsida, Nymphaeales, Nymphaeaceae. Gene Ontology annotation, molecular function: glucokinase activity; mannokinase activity; ATP binding.
AAAAGGAGCCUCUCUAUAUUUAUAUCCAGAGGGUCAAUACUCGAUACGUACAUAUCCGUGCACCUCAGUUCCCUCUCCUCUGCUCGACACCCCUCUCUCUCUUUCGUCACCGGAAGAGAAAGGAGAGACGGAAGUGACGGGGGUCGCUGUCCUCUCUCUCUUUUUGUUUGCCGGGCGCCCUCCUUCGUUGCGUUGCGGCAUUUUGUCGAACGGUUUGGUUGCGGGCACCGCCUUUUUGGCUGGCUAGACGCUUCGUGUGCCUGCGGAAGUUAGUCGCUUCUUCUUCUGGAAAAGAGGGAUGGGUGGUGGCGGGUUGCGGGGUUGAUGGUGGUGCGCCCACGUCAGGGGAGGGAUGGGUGGCGGUGGUGGUGGUGGUGGAUGGUGUUGGUGGAUCGAGGAGUAGCGGUCUCUUUCUGCAUUAUUCCUCUUUCGUGGCGGUCGCUCGAUGGGGAAGGUGGGUCUGGGGCUGGCGGUGGGGUGCGCUGUGGUAUCCUGCACGUUGGCGGCGAUCCUCGUGAGACGGCGGCUCAAGAGUAGGUCCAAAUGGAACAGGGCGUUGGCCGUGCUGAGGGAGUUCCAGGAGGAGUGCUCGACGCCCGUUGGGCGGUUGCGACAGGUCGUCGACGCUAUGGCUGUGGAGAUGCACGCCGGUUUGGCCUCCGAGGGCGGCAGCAAGCUCAAGAUGUUGCUCACCUUUGUCGACAAGCUCCCCGCCGGUGACGAGAAGGGCGUGUAUUAUGCGCUAGAUUUGGGAGGAAGCAAUUUUAGGGUUCUAAGAGUGCUGUUGGAGGGUAAACAGCAGAGAAUUGCCGACCUUCAAGUCGAGAAACAGUCAAUCCCCCUUCAUCUAAUGACUGGUACAAGUGAGGCUCUUUUCGAUUACAUUGCAUCUACUUUGAAAGAUUUUGUUGAAAAGGAGAAUAAUGAGAAUGGGCUUCAACCUGGAAUGAGGGAGCUUGGAUUUACAUUCUCAUUUCCCAUGAAGCAAACCCUUGUUUCCUCAGGUGUGCUGGUGAAGUGGACAAAAGGUUUUGCAAUUGAAGAUAUGUACCAGAAAGACGUUGCAGAAUGCCUGAGACAAGCUAUGGCCAGAGUAGGACUGGAAAUGCAUAUAGCAGCACUGGUAAAUGACACUGUUGGAACACUGGCUGUUGGGCAUUAUUAUGAUGGAGAUAUCGUUGCAGCAGUUAUCAUUGGAACUGGUACAAAUGCAUGUUAUGUUGAGCGCACAGAUGCAAUUACAAAGUGCCAGGGGCUUUUAGCUAACUCUGGUAGCAUGGUUGUCAAUAUUGAAUGGGGUAAUUUUUGGUCAUCUCAUCUUCCAAGAACUUCAUAUGAUAAAGUUUUAGAUGAGGAAAGCCCAAACCCAUUAGAGCAGGGAUUUGAAAAGAUGAUUUCUGGUAUGUACUUAGGCGAAAUUGUAAGAAGGGUAAUUUUAAGGAUGGGACAGGAGUGCAACCUUUUUGGUGAUAUUGGCUCCAAGCUAGAGGAACCCUUCAUUUUGAGGACACCGUUGAUGUCAGCAAUGCACGAAGAUGAUUCUCCUGACUUGAGAGAAGUAGCAAGAAUCAUGAAGGAAAACCUUGGGGUUUCUGAUGUUCCUCUGAAAGUCCGAAGGCUCAUUGUGAGUGUGUGCGAUGUGGUGGCCUGCAGAGCUGCGCGAUUGGUGGCAGCAGGGAUUGUGGGGAUCCUGAAGAAGAUAGGCAGAGAUGGCAGUGGUGGCGUUGGUGGUUGGUCCAAGGGCGACGGACAUGGUAAAAUGAGGAGAACAGUGAUUGCAAUAGAGGGAGGCCUGUACGAGAGCUACUCCAGAUUUAGAGAGUACUUGCAUGCAGCAGUAGAAGAAUUGUUAGGGAAAGAGGUGGCUCAGCAUGUCUUUCUGAGGCUAACGCAUGAUGGUGCUGGUAUAGGCGCUGCGCUUCUUGCUGCUUCUUAUUCCUCUUAGUUUGAUGGUAGUCAAUAGUUUAGUUGCUCUCCUCUCUCUUUUUCUCUAUAUAGCUUGUAGAUAUUAUUAUUUAUGUUCAUAUAGCUAGGUCAGUGGGUUGUGUGUGUGUGUGUGUGUGAUAUGUUGUCUUGGUUCAUGUUUUGUCUAUAUUUUUUCUAUUGAUUGCACAUUUUUUCAAGUGUAAAUAAACUUGGGAUUCUGUUCCCUUUAGUGCCA